Molecule: messenger RNA, 504 nt
Organism: Episyrphus balteatus (marmalade hoverfly)
Lineage: Eukaryota; Metazoa; Arthropoda; Insecta; Diptera; Syrphidae
Exons: 2
Coding region: 170-493 (107 amino acids)
Source: RefSeq, a predicted model, not a curated record
UACGCGCAUCAUCAACAAUACAAAAAAAAUAUCUCAUCAAAAAUCUUUCUUUGAUUCGAUUCCAAUAUAAAUAGGCGGUUUGUAUGCACUACAACACCAUUUGUAACCAAAUUAUCAUCACUGAAGAUACGCUAUCUUCGUUGUUUUUAAAAAAUAGUCAAAAGAAACCAUGAACAAAUUAAUAAUUAUUGCAGCUUUGGUAGCAACAUGUUUGGCAAUACCUCAGGAAACAAACAACGGCGAUGAUUUUGGAUUUGCAAUUUAUGAUAUUCCUCUGGCAGAAAUCGAUGCAAGUAGUAUUUCGGAAAAACGUGACACAGAUUCAGAGGCUAGAUCUUUAUCUGCUGAUGACAGUAUAGACGAGAAUGAUCUUUUGAGAAUACAAGCUGUUAACGGUUUGGCUGAAAUAAGUAGGGACGUACGAUCUACUAAUUCAUCAGCAUCACCAAAGAAACUCGGAUUGAAAGAUCUUAUUGGAAGGACAUCGGGUUAAAAUUAUUUACC